AUGCCUUCGCGCCAAGCCAACACGAGCGUACACACCAAAUUCGAUUCAUCAAAUACGCCAACGGUAGCCUCGACUAACUCGUCGCGGCCGACCACUCCUUCAGUGCCCGAAGUCCCAGCAAGAUACAAUUCCCGCCCGCAUGACGAGAAAUUUGCGGAGGACAGCAUUCACGACGACAAUGAGAAAACAAUCAGCUCCGGAGCGGUAACUCCGCCGGGGCCUCCCGGGCCUCCCGGUCCACCCGGAGGACACGAGGGAAUCAAGUUGACACGCACCCACGAAGUCUUCUUCGUCGCGACAGUUGCCAUGGCACACUUCAUGAUCCAAUGCUGCAUUGGCAUUGCACUGGCGCCGAUCGACAUCAUCGCGAGAGACUUACGGACGGGGAACCCAGGAGAGCAGAGUUGGUUCAUCUCGUCGUACGCUCUGACGGUGGGCACCUUCAUCCUCAUCGCGGGGCGAGCCGGUGAUAUCAUGGGCCACAAGCGCAUUUUCAUCUUCGGCUACUGCUUCCUGGGCUUCUGGAGCGCGCUGGCAGGGUUUGCCGUCUACCCGCGCUCGCAGAUUUUCUUCGACUUCUGCCGCGCCAUGCAGGGCGUGGGAGCCGCGCUUCUCAUGCCCAACGCCCUGGCUCUGCUUGGCCGGUCAUACGCGCCAGGGCCGCGCAAGAACAUCAUUUUCAGCAUCUUCGGCGCCGCCGCACCAUUCGGCGCGGUCGUUGGCAACGUCUCGGGCAGCAUUUUCGGGCAGCUGGUCUGGUGGCCGUGGGGCUUCUGGUCAUACGGAAUCGCCGCCUUCGGGCUCGCCGCCUUCUCCCUCAUCGUCAUCCCCAAGCCGCUGUCCGCCCUUCCUCCUCACCGGCCAAGCUUCGACUGGGGUGGCUCGGUCCUCGGCGUCAUCGGGCUCGUUCUCGUCAACAUCGCCUUCAACAACGGCCCCCUCUACGGCUGGGAGAAGCCGUACGUCUUCGUCCUGCUGAUCGUCGGCGUGCUCGUGCUCGUGGCCUUCGUUUUCGUCGAGCUGCGGGCGAGCAACCCACUACUACCCAAGACGGCGCUGAACAGCACAGUCAUGUUCAUCCUGACGUGCCUCGCGUUCGGGUGGGGCGCGUUCGGGGUGUGGGUCUUCUACACGUUCCGGUUCCUCGAGGUGGUGCGGCAGGAGACGCCGCUGCUCGUGUCGGCGCAAUUCGUGCCCGUCAUCGUGGCCGCCGUGCUCGCGUCGGGCGUGACGGGCUACAUGCUCAGCCACACGCCCGUCAGCUUCGUUAUGCUGUGCGCCAUGGUGGGCUUCUUCCUCGGCAUCGUCCUUGUCGGCACCAUGCCCAUCGAGCAGACGUACUGGGGCCAGGCCUUCUUCGGCAUCCUCGUCAUGCCCAUCGGCAUGGACAUGUCGUUCCCGGCGAGCACCGUCAUCCUGAGUAACAGCAUGCCGGGCAACCACCAGGGGCUAGCGGCGGCGUUGGUCACCACGGUCAUCAACUACAGUGUCAGCAUUACUCUGGGAAUCGCAGCACUCGUCGAGGUGAAGACGGUCAGUCCGGUUGAUCCGGCGCCCGCGUUGCCUCCCAGCAUUGCGGAGAUUGCUCAUGGCAUGCACAUGGCUUACCUUGUGGGCAUUUCGUUCGGGGCUGCAGCGGUAGUCUUGGCCGCGAUUUUCUUUGUAAAAAGUUUCCUGAAGGAAGGUUGGAAGGUCAUGGCGCAUUGA
Molecule: messenger RNA, 1707 nt
Organism: Diplodia corticola
Lineage: Eukaryota; Fungi; Ascomycota; Dothideomycetes; Botryosphaeriales; Botryosphaeriaceae
Product: yor378w-like protein
Exons: 1
Coding region: 1-1707 (568 amino acids)
Biological process (GO): transmembrane transport
Cellular component (GO): membrane
Molecular function (GO): transmembrane transporter activity
Source: RefSeq, a predicted model, not a curated record